Molecule: messenger RNA, 2471 nt
Organism: Frankliniella occidentalis (western flower thrips)
Lineage: Eukaryota; Metazoa; Arthropoda; Insecta; Thysanoptera; Thripidae
Product: GTPase-activating Rap/Ran-GAP domain-like protein 3
Exons: 17
Coding region: 537-2471 (644 amino acids)
Biological process (GO): regulation of small GTPase mediated signal transduction; activation of GTPase activity
Cellular component (GO): cytoplasm
Molecular function (GO): GTPase activator activity
Source: RefSeq, a predicted model, not a curated record
CGCCCCGCCGCCGCCCCCACCGGUCGAGCCGUUCGCCGCCUGUCCGCCGAGGCGACGCGAGCACGCCGCGCGCCGCCACGAGCUCGCACUCGUGGUGAACACACAACAGAACGCGCCCGGCGGCACCCGCGCCCGCGAUGUUUCAAACGUGUCAGAUCUGAGUGUCGGUCAGUCGUCUUUGUAUUAUUUUGUUCUGACGGUUGCAUCGAGUGAAGUUUUACGUGUAAACAUGUUGUGACGAAGUUCUUGCCGAUGCUGCUCUGACGGCAGAGCGUGGCACUGUGACGGAGUAUCUUUUUGUAAGGAGCAUGAUGGACAGUGAGCCUUUACCGUUGUUGUGGAAUCUACACAGUGCGAGGAAUGGAAGUGAACUUUCCGCCAACGGCCUAAAAGGAGACCCUGGGAAAACAGGAAAAGGAAAAGAGCAGAGCUGUGAGGAGAAGAAGAAGAAGAAAACGAAGAAGUAUGAGGAUUAACGCGCUGCAGGGCGGCGGUGGCGGGCGGCGGUGCUGACCCUGCGCGGCCCGGGCGACGCCAUGCUGUGCCUCAACAUGAAGCUCUCGGCGCGCCUCAAGGGCGACAAGGCCCGCGGCGAGCGCGGCGGCAUCGGAGGUGGCCUCGGCGGCGCGCUCGGGGGCGUGCCCCGGGAGGCCGGCUUCCUCGCCCUGGCCGCGCCGCUCGCGGGCCAUUCGCCCAUGCUGCCCCCCGGCCAGCCCCGCGACCGCUCCAAGUCGCUGUGCGUCGACCGCGUCAUGGCCGCCCUGGUGCGGCCCGGGUACGACCCGGCCACCCUGGCCGCCAGGGACCUCAACCUGCACAACAUUCAGCGCAGGAGGGCGUCGUCAGCAAUGCUGAUCCGGCGAGCGCUUCAGGCACAGUCCCCCGGACACCAGCAGGAGCCCCCCGCCAUCCACGAGGAGGACGGCGAUUCCUCCUCCAAUGAUCUCAUCUCCAGGAGGGGCGUGUUCAGCAGGAGGCACUAUGGCUCGGUGGAGCUGCUGCCGCAGAUCGAGGCGGACGGCUCCGAGCUCAACGGGAGGCGCUUCCGCGUCGAGAACGGAGAGUCUCUGGGCGAGAAGGAAGAGAUGUUCGGGUCGCCUAGUACCCCGGUGCUGGAGAACCCCGAGUACCAGACGAGAUGGUACUUCAAGUACUUUCUCGGAAAACUGCACCAGAACUACGUGGCCCUGGACGGCGACAAGGUGCCCGUGUUCCUGUCCGUGGUGCUCACCGACGCCAACGACCAGUGCGUGCCGCAGUACCGGGCCAUACUCUGGAGGAAAACGGGCGCCCAGAAGAUCUCCGUGCCCUACACGCCAAACAAACCAAUCACUGUCAAACAAAUUUUAAGCAACUUCCCGAACAUGGAGAAGCUGGAGAAGGGACCAAAGGAAAUCUUUGCACCGGAAAUACAGAAGGAUCUGCUGCUUCUGGAGGAGCAGGAGGGCUCCGUCAACUUCAAGUUCGGCGUCCUCUACACCAAGCCUCAGCAGGUCACCGACGAUGAGAUGUUUAGCAACGAAGAGGGUAGUCCAGAUUUUCAACGCUUUGUCAAGCUCCUGGGCGACGAGAUCAAGUUGAAGGCCUGGAAAAAGUACCGAGGCGGUCUAGAUGUCAAAGGCGACAUGACGGGCAAGCACUCGGUGUACACCAUCUACGAGGGUCACGAGAUCAUGUUCCACGUCUCCACCAUGCUGCCCUACUCCAAGGACAACAGGCAACAGGUUGAGCGCAAGAGGCACAUCGGCAACGACAUCGUCAACAUCGUCUUCCUGGACGGUGGGCCCUCCCAGAUGUGCCACUUCAACCCGUCCUUCAUCAAAUCGCAGUUUACUCACGUGUUCGCCCUGGUGACGCACGACGAGGAGGCGGACGCCUGGAGGCUGGCCGUGUACUCGGAGGAGUCCGUGCCGCUCUUCGGGCCGUCGCUGCCCUGCCCGCCCGUCUUCGUCAACGACGACGACUUCCGAGAGUUCCUCCUCGUCAAGAUGAUCAAUGGUGAGAAGGCGGCCUUCAACACGCCCACGUUCAGCCAGAAGCGCGAGCGCACCCUGGACAUGCUCAUCAAGGACCUGCACUCGGAGCACAUGCCGGACGGACGGACGACGAUGCUCAACCGGCGGGCCUUCUCGGACGUGCUGCCCGACGCGCCGCGGGGCGUCAGCGGGUCGGCGUCCUCGCGCCGGAAGGAAGAGACGCGCCAGGUCAGUGACGACGGCGGCGUCCUGGAGGCGACGCGUCGCGGGUGGGGUGCACGUCGGGGGCACGUCAACGCCGCUGCCCCUGGGCCUGGAGGAGACGCGGGACGCGCGGGCGAGAGGCUGCGGCGGUGGCGCUUUGUGUGGUUGGCGCUCCGCCCCGCCCCGCCCCGAUAUAUGCAAUACUACACAGUUUAUUUCAAUCCCUUAAGUUCUAACUAUGAGAAAAAAGAAAUUCACUCACCCAUUAUAGGUACUGAUGAUCAUGACUGA